AUGGACGCGAGCACCGUCUUCUCAGUCGUCGCACGCAUCUCCGUGCAACUGGCACGCGUGAUUUGGUUUCCCAUCAACAAACUCAUCAAUCUCGUCGUCAUCCUAUUACUUCCAUUCUACAACGUCAUCACAUUCGUCCUGUUACCCUUCAUCCACCUCGGGCAAUCAAUCAUCAGAGUGUUAUCGAUACCAUUUAGCGUCAAGUGGUUGGAGAGGAUAGAGACACUCUAUGUCUACUUCGGAACAGCCAGUCUCAUAGGAUGCAUUACCGGCACCAUCAUCUUUGUCAUCUUCAGAUUCCUCUCAUCGACCCUCAAGAUUGACGCACCCAUCGUGCCCAAGGAGCCUGAACAGGGAAGAACAGCCGCCGAGUACAGGGCUGCGCGGCGUGUGAAGAGGGAGGAACCCAUCGACCAUUCACCGAGUGCGACGCCCGUGGUGUUGAAAAAGGUUGCUGGGCCUCGCAGGCGGGGUCUGCUCUCACAAGCCAUCAUCGAAGAAGAGGACUCCGACUUUUGA
Alternaria ethzedia is the source of this 519-nucleotide messenger RNA. RefSeq lists its product as uncharacterized. The transcript has 2 exons. Lineage: Eukaryota; Fungi; Ascomycota; Dothideomycetes; Pleosporales; Pleosporaceae. Bases 1 to 519 code for a protein of 172 amino acids. The record is from RefSeq and is a predicted model, not a curated record.